AUGAUCGAUCAUGGCCGACUUAGCCGUGUAAAAAAAUUGCAGGUCUUCUCCUUUGGUUCGAUUUUCUUAAUAAUCAUAUUCUCCUUCAGUUUCAUCUCCAACGUUUCACUCCAUUCUGUUGCCUCUGAAACCAAAAGAAACCUUCAAGAGCUUCAGACCCAUAAGGCACGGCAGCCAUUGAAGUUAACUUCAAGUCCAGAACUUCACGCCGUGAAAGAAGAGAACCCAGAAGCAUAUACUGAAGAUCAUGCCGUGAAAGAAGAUAACCCAGAAGCAUAUACUGAAGAUCAUGAUCAUUUAGACAGAGAGAGAACGUUUAUGCAACCAAAACGAACAGAAAAUAUCACACUUGCUAAUGGUUUAACUGCGUCAGAGAUAG
Molecule: messenger RNA, 379 nt
Organism: Ilex paraguariensis (yerba mate)
Lineage: Eukaryota; Viridiplantae; Streptophyta; Magnoliopsida; Aquifoliales; Aquifoliaceae
Source: the annotation of a GenBank genome assembly